This is a messenger RNA of Carya illinoinensis, 1647 nucleotides long. RefSeq names its product glucan endo-1,3-beta-glucosidase 14-like. Gene Ontology annotation, molecular function: hydrolase activity, hydrolyzing O-glycosyl compounds. Gene Ontology annotation, biological process: carbohydrate metabolic process. Gene Ontology annotation, cellular component: plasma membrane. Bases 331 to 1491 code for a protein of 386 amino acids. The transcript is spliced from 2 exons. Lineage: Eukaryota; Viridiplantae; Streptophyta; Magnoliopsida; Fagales; Juglandaceae. The record is from RefSeq and is a predicted model, not a curated record.
CGGCUGAGAAAAGAAAGAAAGAACUAUGCAUGGCAGUUAAUCCUUCCUAAUCUAACACCAAGCAAAACAGUAAUGAAACUUACGUCCGAGUAGGUGAGUGGUGGUUAGUCAUGGCCUAACUAAAUGGGUUACGCCCCGUUGGGAAAACAAAAACGGAGUUGGGAGCCCUACCACUUCUUCCGUUUUUUAUAUUUAACCCAGUCGGGCCUGUCUCUUUCGUUAACAGUCCGCACUUGUAGUCUAUAAAACCACAAUGUGUCCGACCUUAACCGAAUCUCUCUCCCCCCUUUCUCUGUCCUGCUCUGUUUCCUUCAGAAAGAAUCCGGGAGCAUGGCAAGCCUCAGAGUCUCCUACUUGCUCUUGCUUCAAUCAAUUUUAGCCUUUGCAGAUGGAGGUUCAAUUGGAAUAAACUAUGGCCGACUUGCUAACAACCUGCCAACUCCAUCGAAAGUGGUGGAGCUUCUGAAAUCAAAGGGAUUCGACCGAGUUAAGCUCUACGACACCGACUCGGAAGUCCUCACUGCGCUAGCCAACUCGGGUAUAAGUGUCACCGUUGCACUGCCCAACGAUCUCCUCUCCUCCACCGCUGCGGACCAAUCUUUCGCUGACAACUGGGUACAAACUAAAAUCUCUCAGUUCUAUCCUGCUACCAAAAUCGAAGCCAUUUGCGUCGGGAAUGAGGUAUUCGCUGACCCAAAUAACACGACCAAUUUUCUCAUUCCCGCCAUGAAAAACAUCCAUGCCUCGCUUGCCAAGUACAGCCUUGAUUCUGCUAUCAAAAUCUCCUCCCCUGUAGCUCUCAGCGCCCUCCAAUCUUCAUACCCAUCCUCAUCCGGAUCUUUCAAGUCCGAACUAGUUGAGCCCGUCAUCAAGCCCAUGUUGGACCUUCUGCGUCAAACCGGGUCGUACUUCAUGGUUAACGUGUACCCAUUUUUCGCAUACUCCGCAAACUCGAACGAUAUCUCCUUAGACUACACUUUGUUUAAGCAAAACCCGGGUGUGGUGGAUUCCGGUAACGGCUUACGUUACAACAGCCUGUUCGAUGCCCAAGUCGACGCCGUUUUCGCUGCCCUUUCCGCUCUCAAGUACGAUGACGUGAAGAUAGUAGUCACUGAGACUGGGUGGCCCUCACUCGGUGAUACGAACGAGAUUGGUGCAAGCCAAGAUAAUGCGGCGUCGUAUAAUGGUAAUUUGGUAACCAGGGUCCUCACUGGCGGCGGAACCCCGCUACGACCACAGGAUCAACUCGACGUUUUUCUCUUCGCCUUGUUCAACGAGAAUGAAAAAACAGGUCCCACAUCCGAGAGGAACUAUGGUCUAUUUUACCCCAGUGAGGAGAAGGUAUACGACAUACCGGAGGUUGCCGGUAGCCAGUCAACUCUCGUCAAAGGGAGCAAGAGCCAAGUUCCACCGACGAGCGAUGUAACGAAGACUCAUGUGAGUGCAAAACUGUAUCUAACAUUACUGUUACAGUUUUGGAUUAGUUGCUAAAGGUUUUCUGCUAGUUUAUAGUGAAUCGAUGACCUUUUUGUUUUUUAAAAUUAAUCAAUAGAAUAAAAUACUUUUAGUUGGUGUGGUAGCUGUGGAUUAUAAGUUCACGUUCAUGUACCUGUUUAUAGAUAUAUAUUUAUUAUUGAGGGUUAUGUA